This is a messenger RNA of Frieseomelitta varia, 1575 nucleotides long. Its product is annotated as inversin-B-like. Gene Ontology annotation, biological process: piRNA processing. The transcript has 10 exons. Bases 79 to 1527 code for a protein of 482 amino acids. Gene Ontology annotation, molecular function: protein binding. The record is from RefSeq and is a predicted model, not a curated record. Gene Ontology annotation, cellular component: pi-body. NCBI's taxonomy places the organism in Eukaryota, Metazoa, Arthropoda, Insecta, Hymenoptera, Apidae.
AUUUUCAAAUUUUAUAAGAUUAUAAUUAAGAUUAAAAUACUUUAUAUUUUAUAUAUUGUAUUAUUAGGAUAAAACAAUAUGAUUCCAAGAAGUAUUAAAAUAUCAGAUAGUGAAACGGAGAGUGAUGAAGAUUUUUCUUCUACGGAAAAGUACUCAGAAACAACUAGAUGUUACACACAGGACAAUUUAUCAGAAAACAUGAAUACAUUUAAUCAACAUGAAGAUACAAAAAGAGAUAUUGAUAAAGAAAAAAUUAAUGAACAUGAGAUGAUAAAUGCAUGUUCAAUGGGUCAAUUAGAGAUUGUAAUUAAGUAUCUUGAAUCAAAUGAUAUAAAUAAGUUUUUGCUUAACGGAUGGACUCCACUUUUGUAUGCUACUGUUAAUGCACAAAUAAAAAUCAUUGAGUAUCUUAUAAACAAUGAAGUUGAUGUUAACAAGCAUAAAGAUGGCUAUACACCAUUAAUGGCAUUAUGCAAUUCUAUUAAAGAAACAACAGAACAACGUAUAAAGUGUUUAACAGUAUUAAUUGAAGCAGGUGCUGAUCCAAAUGCAAGCAAUAAAUUAAGACAAACUCCUUUAAUGUUUGCUUGUAAGUCACAAGAAGUAGAAUUUAUAAUAGAACUAAUAAAAUAUGUAAAAAAUAUUAAUGCAUUUGACAAUAGAAAACAAACUGCAUUGAUGUAUGCAACAAUAGCUAAUAAACCAGAAAUAGUUAAAAUAUUAAUAGAAAAUGCAGCAGACAUCACAUUGGCUGACUUUAAUAAGUUAACUGCAUAUGAUAUAGCUUCUAUGAAAGGAUAUGAUAAAAUUUUGUCAUUAUUAAAUUUUAAUGAAGAAGAAUCAACAAAUAUUUAUAAUCUAUCUAAAAUAUACAAUUGGAAAGAUAUUUUUCCGUCAUUAAUUAAUAUAGAUAAUCAAACUGUAGAUACUGAUGUAGAUACACUUUUAUAUGGAAUGAGUUUAGAAAAAUAUGCUCAUAUCUUUCAAGGUAUAAAUCUUAAGACAUUUUUAACGUUAAAUGAAAACGAUUUAUGUCGUUUAGGAAUGGAUAUUAAUGCACAUAGAAUGCAAUUUAUAGAAUGCCUUGAUAAAUUUCAUAGGAAAAAAUGGAGUAUACAAAGUAUUGGUGCAGUCAAUAAAUCGCUACCUUAUACAUUAUAUAAUGGCGUAAUUUCAUUAGGCAUAUUAUCCAAACAAAUUGCUAUCAUUGGUUCUAGUUUUCGGCAUAUUAAAAAUAGUUUAAUAAAGAUAAAUAGUGAAAAUGUACACUUAACUAAGUUGCAAAUAUCUAAUUAUGAGCAAGAGCUUAAAAAGACACAAAAAACACUUAAUAUUCUGAAAAAUGAACUUAUGCAAAUAAAAGCACUUUCUAAAAAGAUUGAGAAAGAAAACGAUAUUGGUAUACCAGCAAUUUAUAUUGGACCAAAGAAACGUAACAUAAAUUGGCCUGUGUUCUUAAGCAUUACACUAAUUGUAGGGAUAUAUGUAUCUAAAACAAUACAUAUUCAGAAAUUAAUAUAUCAUUGAAAAUAUCAUUCUUAUAUAUUUGCUUUUUUUAAGUUAUUCAUGCAGAAU